Messenger RNA from Dichomitus squalens LYAD-421 SS1, 2739 nucleotides. Its product is annotated as glycoside hydrolase. Gene Ontology annotation, biological process: ergosteryl 3-beta-D-glucoside catabolic process. The transcript is spliced from 3 exons. Lineage: Eukaryota; Fungi; Basidiomycota; Agaricomycetes; Polyporales; Polyporaceae. Bases 19 to 2628 code for a protein of 869 amino acids. Gene Ontology annotation, molecular function: steryl-beta-glucosidase activity. The record is from RefSeq and is a predicted model, not a curated record.
CCACGACUAUCUCUCCCAAUGCCUCGUGUCCCGUCCGUCUCCCCCGUAACUGGGAAUCCCGUUCCACCUCACUAUGUUCACACCACCGACGCUCAAUUCGUCGACAACGCCGGUCGGACGGUCCUCCUGCGCGGCAUCAACCUAUCCGGGGCGGACAAAGCUCCUGUCGGCUCUCCCUCGCAGAAGCUCGAGGGCUUUUGGGAGGCAGGGGAGAGCGGCGAAGAAAGCUUCGUCGGUCGUCCGCUGAACCUCGAAGAUGGGUCGGCGGACGUACACCUAACACGCCUCAAGGGGUGGGGGUUCAACAUGCUCCGGUAUGUUGUUACCUGGGAAUCGCUAGAGCACGCUGGCCCUGGCAAAUACGACUGCGAAUUUAUGGACUACACAGUCCGAGUACUCCGGAAAGUCAAGGAGUGUGGAUUCCGAGUGUAUAUGGACCCGCACCAAGACAUCUGGUCACGAUUCUCUGGUGGUUCUGGUGCACCUUACUGGACCCUACUCGCAUGCGGCCUCAAUCCCCACAACUUCACCGCAACUCUAGCGGCCGUCAUCCACUCGGAGUAUUCCCCCAGUUCUGAGUCUACGCCAUCAGAACUCCCUGCUAUGAUCUGGAGCACGAACUACGGCCGUCUCGCAUCACAGACGCUAUUCACCCUUUUCUUCGCCGGCCGUGAGUUUGCGCCCAAAUGCGUCAUCGACGGCCAGAAUAUCCAGGACUACCUUCAGUCCCACUACAUCAACGCCUUUGCACAGCUCGCGCAGCGCAUACGCGACAACGCGAGCGAUCUCCUGGACGAGUGCAUCCUCGGGUGGGAUAGCAUGAACGAGCCCGCUGAGGGUCUCUGUGGCUAUGACAAUCUGAACGAAGUGCCGACGAAGCAAGGGUCCGUGCUGAAGAAGGGUCCUUUCCCUUCUCCUGCGCAGUCGCUGCGUCUUGGCAUGGGUACGGCGCAGACCGUCGAAAAUUGGGUGUUCUCCUCGAUGGGCCCCAAGAAAGAUGGGACGGUCACGAUCGACCCCAAAGGCAAGAAGAUGUGGGCGGAUCCCGCUACCGAGCCCAAUGGCGUUCACCCCAAAUGGGGCUGGAAGCGGGACCCAGGCUGGAAGCUUGGGACGUGUAUCUGGGCCCAGCACGGUGUCUGGGAUGUCGACACAGGCGAAGUCCUCCGACCUGAGUACUUCCGCCGUCACCCGAACGGUGAAGAACUCAAGUUCAUCGACGACUUCUGGCGGCCGCACUGGCAGGAGUUCGCGACGCGGAUACGUGAGCUGCAUCCGGAGGCAAUCCUCUUUGUUGCCCCCCCUGUCUUCGUACCCCCUCCGCAGAUCAACGAGCGCUACCUGAAGGGCCGCUGCUGCUACUCGACGCACUACUACGACGGCCUUACGCUCGUCACGCGGCACUGGAACUGGUUCAACGCCGACGCUCUAGGCAUCAUUCGCGGCAAAUACUCCUCGCCUGCGGCUGCCGUCAAGAUCGGCGAGGGCGCAAUUCGCAAAUCGCUACAGGAGCAGCUAGGCUACCUGAAGGCCGACGCGAAGAUCUUGGGCGCGUACCCGACGAUCAUCGGUGAGAUUGGCAUCCCAUAUGACAUGGACGGGAAGAAGGCGUACGGAUACACCGACGGCGGCAAGUACAAGGGCGAUUUCUCGAGCCAGCAGAAGGCAAUGGAUGCGAGCAUGAACGCGGCAGACGGACCAAAUGCGCUCAAUUACACCAUCUGGAACUACUGCCCGGACAACUCCCACGAGUGGGGCGACGGGUGGAAUAUGGAGGAUCUGAGCGUGUGGAGCCCCGAUGACCUUCGACCACAGACUCGGUUCAGGAUGGGCGCGAACGAUUCUUCGUCCGCCUUCCCGCCGAAGAAGGGUCAGACUGUCACGGUCCACUCUGCUACCGCUUCUAGCGUGUCCCUGAACACCCUCACUCCUGGUGACAGCCCCGCUGAUGACGCAACUGUGUUUCCGAAGGGAACGGCGCGCUCAUCCUCGGACUGGGCCAACGUUUACGACUUCCUGACGGAUGGUACGCGCGCUCCGAAGGCGUUCAUUCGUCCGUUCCCCACAGCUGUAGUCGGCGUGCCCACUAACAUCCAGUUCGACAUCUCAAAGGCGGAGUUCAAGCUCACCGUGCAGGUCCGUUCAGAAGACGCACCGAAACGCGACCGUCUUGGGCUGUCCACGGGGCCGGGUAGUCCGGACGAGGCAGAACUUCCCACCGAGAUCUUCGUACCUCUCGUUCACUAUGCCACCGACAAGCUCGUCCACGAUAUCCAAGCGGAGCAGUCCCCUGUUUCGGACUCGGUGACGCCGAGCAUCGCGGAUGGACCUAUGUCCAAGUCAACGGACAAGCUCUCUCGUUCCUCCGGCGACUUCGCGGCGGACCAGUUGCGAUCCCUCUUUGAGCCCUCUCCACUGCUCGCACUCAAUGUCGAUGUCUCGGAAGGGCGGUGGACCGUCGAGGCGCAGACCCUGAAGUGGUGGUACCCCGUACCUGCCAGUGGCUCUCGCGAAUACACUAUCACCAUCAAGCGUGCCGGAGGCGUCAUCAAGACUGCCGACGCGACGUCCUCGGGUUCGUGUUCUUCGCUCCUCAGCUGGUGCUCGGAUGCAUGCACCAUCGUGUAGAGGCUAUGCCUCGCCGUUCUUUCCUCCCCUGAGACCCACUUCUUUCUGGAGUUAGCAUUUUGGCUUGCUGGGACAAUCAAUUGUACUAUAGGACAUUUCUUGGAUGGAUAC